AUGUUACAAGUAUGUCUUGCUUUAGUUGAAAGGAAGCCAUUGGAUAUAAAAGUUGAUGAGAAUAUUAAAAAAAAUCUACCUCCCUUGCGGCGUUGUGUCACACUACCCGACACCAGUUCAACUUUUCAUACAUCUAAUCAUUUUGGCUUCUCUGAAGUUGGAAAUCUUAUUGCAUGUACGCCAGCUCUUCGUCGUCGUCGUCAAAAUGAUAAAUCUGUUGAAGUUUUAAGUGAUCUGAAUCUUAGAUACCAGCAGUAUAAACGAAAUGAACUAAGACCUACAUCUGACUUAUUACUGAAUUCUCAUUCCAGAGGAGUACCAUCAUAUUUAUUAGGAGAGGUAAUUAGGCAGCCUAUUGAAAGUAGUGAUGAUACAGAAAAUAGUGAUGGACACAUGUGUAGUCAACAAACACAGCAACUGCCUCCUCCACCACCUCCUACAGCUCCACCUCCGCACUCUUCCGAAAACGAUGCCAGGGUCAGUCGGAAAAAUCUUCUUUUACAAAAGAUUGUUUUAUGAUAUUUCGUUCUUGCACGCACUCGAAACAGUUUUCAAC
Messenger RNA from Copidosoma floridanum, 556 nucleotides. It is a transcript of the gene Asator, whose product is annotated as tau-tubulin kinase asator. Lineage: Eukaryota; Metazoa; Arthropoda; Insecta; Hymenoptera; Encyrtidae. Gene Ontology annotation, biological process: protein phosphorylation. Gene Ontology annotation, molecular function: ATP binding; protein kinase activity. The record is from RefSeq and is a predicted model, not a curated record.